Molecule: messenger RNA, 1233 nt
Organism: Eutrema salsugineum
Lineage: Eukaryota; Viridiplantae; Streptophyta; Magnoliopsida; Brassicales; Brassicaceae
Product: putative F-box protein At3g23950
Molecular function (GO): protein binding
Source: RefSeq, a predicted model, not a curated record
AUGGCUGUUCCAGAGGAAGCAUUGGUGAAAAUCUUGGCUCGAUUUGCACUGAAGAGCAUCGCAAGAUUCAGAUCGGUAUGCAAAGAAUGGAAAUUGAUAAUCGAUUCAGACUUCUUCCGAGAUCUCUACGAGUCUCUCAACUCUAACUCAUCCUCUGUGUCAUGGUCGAUCAUGAACAGAAGGAACAACAACUUACAGUCGCUGGAAAUCAUUGGAUACCAUGGCUGUCAUAGAUGGGGACGUACCAAUUCCCUAGGCUCUUUGAUGCGUUACAAUCCGGAGACGACAGUGAGGAAGACUUCGGUCUUGAGCUGCACCGAUGGAUUGGUAUUGAUUUACACGGAAACCAGCGAAGGGUCACCUAUGUAUCAUGUUGGAAGUCCCUUGUUCCAACAAUGGGUAAGAAUCCCUCUUCCUCCACAUCUCUCGGUUUUUGAUUUGUGACUUGUGAGGUUACAGGAGAAUAGAUGUUUUAGCGACACUGGACUUGUCACAAAGAUGGAAAAGGGUACUGUUGCGAGUUACAAAGUUGUGUGGGUGUUGGCCCCAUCUAUUGUAUCUAUAACGCUCACUUUCAUGAUAUAUUCCUCGGAGACAGGAACAUGGAAAACCCAAGAAGUGCGUUGUCUCCGUCCCUUGAUCUGGUCUAGGCUCAAGUAUUCGGUUCCUUUGAAUGGGAUUCUUCACUGGCUUGCUUCGGCUACUAGCAGCUAUGAUGCAAAUUAUGUUGCAUCCUAUGAUUUCUUCAGUGGUGGUAAUGGUGAUGAUAAUCUUGAGUGUCGUGUUAUACCUUUUCCUGGUAUAAAGCGGUUUGAACAAAACCAACGUUUCAAGAGAACAAUCACAACCUCCGCAAGAUUUGUAAUGUAUUGCAACGUUUUCAAUCAUAAUGGAAGCCGUACAAUCAGGGUUUGGAGGUUGGUAAAGUACGCGGAUAAUGAUCCUCAGUCGUCAUGGCAACUGACCUGGAAACUGAACACCAAAACGUCUUUGGUCGGGUUUGGUGCUGAUUAUUUCCCUGUGGCGAUGCAUCCUUUCAACUCCGAGAUCAUAUACGUGUGGAGUAGGAACAAGAAUGGCCUGGUCUUGUUAAACUUGAGGACUCACAAGUUUAGUCUUCACAAAGAAGAGUCAAUAUCGGAGAACAAGUCUAUGGAUGGUUGCAUCAUGACAUUUAGCGGUUGCAAAGAGUACAUGGAUUCAGUCUAUGAACUUUAUCCCAACACUUUGUGA